This is a messenger RNA of Prorocentrum cordatum, 372 nucleotides long. The record is from the annotation of a GenBank genome assembly. Lineage: Eukaryota; Dinophyceae; Prorocentrales; Prorocentraceae.
AUGGAUGCAGCGGCAAGCGCAGCGGUGCGCCUACGGUCACCCACAAGCCAGUCGCAAACCUCUGUGGACCCCACGGAGCACGAGGUGCACAUGAAACAAUUGCAUGGACAAGCAGUCUAUGUCCUCAGGGCUCGAAUUGAUCACGGGGGCGUAUCCGCGAGGUCCCCGAUCUGCCCUCAGAGUCUGACAGGAGCUUUCCAGGACGCCCCUGUCAGAUCAAGCCUGGUGGCCUUCGACCAGCCCCCAAAGAGGCCCAGCAAGGAGGGUGCCCGCGAGUAUGCUCCGAUGGUGUGCGUGCCGUCUUGUUUCUUUUCCACGGUUGUGUGGCGUGCAAUGCAUCGCUUUGUUCUUGACAGCGAUCACACGCCAUAG